Aspergillus candidus is the source of this 1107-nucleotide messenger RNA. RefSeq names its product DUF3602 domain-containing protein. Lineage: Eukaryota; Fungi; Ascomycota; Eurotiomycetes; Eurotiales; Aspergillaceae. Bases 427 to 828 code for a protein of 133 amino acids. The transcript is spliced from 5 exons. The record is from RefSeq and is a predicted model, not a curated record.
CUCGACGUCAACACGGAGCGCUCAUUCCAUGACUAGAUAUAUUACACACAGGAUACUAAUCAGAAGUUUAGCGUCAGAAUUGUAGUGGCAUUCUGCCCAGUACCACUACCCCAUAUAAGAUCCAGCCCUUCCUCACCCCGACCACUCCCGACCUUUUCCCACUCUCCUGCGCAAUUGCGACGAUCGUCGUAACAACAACGUGUGUUGCGCCUGAUCGAAUGUGAAAUAGGUGGAGUCAAUCUUGAUUUUGUGAACUACAUGGGUUUAGUCAGCGACGGAUCAAUCUCCUUCCAGUCAAUCAUAUCUACCUAGUACCUAGGGAGGUACCUGGGCAUCCUUCUUCCUUCCCCUGACGCUUCCCCUUUUCUUCCACUCCUUGCUUAUCUCAGUGCUGCCCAAAAAGCGACACCAGCUUCCACCGCAGUGAUGGUCGAAAACGAGAACCAUGAGCCGAUCGUGUCGCAUGGUCGUGGAGGCCAGGGGAAUAUCGGUGCUGAUCCAACCCCAUACGUCGAUGCGGGUAUAGUUCGCGAAGGUGUAUACGGCGACCAAGGCGACGGCGCGUACUCGGCGGGUCGCGGUGGAGCCGGCAAUAUCGGCUCUCCCAACGUGCGACCAACGUCUACCGUCCCCCAUGAUACCCAGGUCGUUCCAGAACUGGCGGUUCGCAAAUCAGUCGAAGGUGACUACCACGUUGGGCGCGGCGGCCAAGGAAACGUGCACUUGGACGAGCAGAGUCGCAAAGAAAAAGAGGAGAAGAAGCAUCAGAAGACCCUUUCUUAUGCAGGGCUUGCGGAUAAAUUGAAGCAGAAGCUGUUUGGGAAAUGAGACUCUUGUUUGGUUAGUUGGUUCGAUGUGAUGUGGUGGUAGCUAUCUCUUUUGUUUUAUGUUAUUUACCUUUUUGUCACUUGUUUGCUACUUUCUGUGAUUCCCACUGGCUAUGAUGGAUCUGUUUGUGGUUCUUUUGUUUGGUCUAGAAACAGAUGUCCCAAUAUGUGCAAGCAUUAUGUCUACGUCCUAGUAUGUCUAGUAUGUUUGAUACACUACGUACCACUUUCAAUCAGGAAGAUGCACAGCUCUACACAAUGGACAGGAAACAAGGUGUCA